Molecule: messenger RNA, 841 nt
Organism: Lycium barbarum (goji berry)
Lineage: Eukaryota; Viridiplantae; Streptophyta; Magnoliopsida; Solanales; Solanaceae
Exons: 5
Coding region: 120-602 (160 amino acids)
Source: RefSeq, a predicted model, not a curated record
ACCAAACAAGAUCCCUGUUUUUUUUUUCUCUCUCUUGUUUGAACUUGUCUCUGUUUUGUACUUUUAGUUCUAGAGAGAGAAAAAGAAUUAACUAACCAAAAUCUGAAGGCAAUCUUGUAAUGGCGUUCAUAUCAUUCAUUGGAAGAGUUCUCUUUGUAUCCGUCUUCAUUCUCUCUGCUUAUCAAGAGUUCAGUGAAUUUGGGACUGAUGGCGGGCCAGCAGCAAAGGCAUUAAGACCAAAGUUCAAUGUUUUGUCAAAGCAUGUGGCGACACACACUGGAAUUGAAGUACCACAUGUGGAGAUGAAACAUCUUAUUCUGGGGGCCAUAGUUUUGAAGGGUCUUGGAAGCCUUCUAUUCAUCUUCGGCAGCUCCCUUGGAGCUUAUCUUCUGCUGCUGCAUCAGGCUGUUGCUCCCCCAGUCUUAUACGACUUCUACAACUAUGAUGUUGACAAGAAAGAAUUUUCACAACUUUUUUUCAAAUUCUCUCAGAACUGGGCAUUGCUCGGUGCACUAUUCUUUUUCAUCGGCUUGAAGAACUCAAUGCCCAGGAGAUCAUCUUCCUCCUCAAAGAAGAAGGCUCCCAAGGCAAAAGCUAAUUAAGAAGGAAGAGAUAGGCGCAUUUUUGUUGCAUGGGUUCACGGUCUCAUAGUUUUACCGCAGUUUUACUGCGCUUUUACCUCUUGUUCGAUUUCGGUUGUACUUUCCCAACCCUCUUUAGCAUUUAUCUCUGUUUUCCUUUUGCCGUCAAUUUUAAGAUUUUAGAACUAUUUAGACAUCAACAGUGCAACAGGAGGAAUAUCUAGUUGAUAUUUACAUUGUUAUCUGUAGAUUGUUGGUUC